Molecule: messenger RNA, 1407 nt
Organism: Trypanosoma conorhini
Lineage: Eukaryota; Euglenozoa; Kinetoplastea; Trypanosomatida; Trypanosomatidae
Exons: 1
Coding region: 1-1407 (468 amino acids)
Biological process (GO): calcium import into the mitochondrion; mitochondrial calcium ion homeostasis
Cellular component (GO): uniplex complex
Molecular function (GO): calcium ion binding
Source: RefSeq, a predicted model, not a curated record
AUGGCCGCAACACGCCGGAUAUCGACCGCUGCUAUUGCGACAACAGGACUGUUGUUUGGCGGCGGUGGCCUUGUUGCAUAUGCGUGGUGGCGUCAAUCCGCGUAUGCCACCGAUAGUUAUGGGCAACACCAUAGUUUCAGGGCCCUGGCCCCAACGGAUCCACGCGCCCGGUUCCACUACUAUGCGGCGCGCAAUGCGGACGGCAGCGAGGUCUUGGAUCCCGCCGGCCUUAUCGCGUGUUUGUGCCUGCUUGAUGAGGAGAGCAGGCAGUCGCUUGCCAGCGAGGGGCAGGACCACCUCCCACCCCAUGUCCGUCAACGUCUAGAGCACGUGUUUCAUCUCGUCGACGUUGACAACGAUAGUAGCUUCUCGUACGAUGAAUUUUGCAUUCUCCUCACUCUGCUCUCGACGCGUCGCCAUCACCUGGAGCUGGCCUUUGGGGUCUUUGACAGGGACGAGGAUGGGCGUCUUUCGAGGCGUGAAUUCCGGCACUUGCUGAAUGCGUUGAUGGUAGACCCCGCGGUGCAUGUGAUUAAACGGCGACACUCCCCAAAUCAGCAAAGGCCGACGACAGACCUUAGCUCUGGGGUCUCGUUUGCUCCCAUCGCAGCCGGCUCAGAGGCCUCAAGGCAAAGAAAGAGCGGCGCGUCGACAGUCACAGGGGAUGCGUUGUUAACAUCCCCACUGGCCGAACACUUCUUUGGAGUGCACGGCGAGAAUGGCAUCUCGCUUGACGAGUUUUGGUUACUGCUGCGUGAGCUCCGGCGGGAGGUGUGGGCGGUGGAGUUUGGCCUGCGCGAUCCAAGGAACACCGGUCAAAUCACCCUGCAGGACCUUCGACGCAUUAUUUUCCGCGGUGGCGUUACGGAAAGGCGCAGAAGUACCGUUGAUGGCGUUUCCGACGCACAGGAGGAGCUGCUGGAGGAGAGGACGGGGAUAAGCCCGGAGAAGGAAUUCAUCUCCUGGGGCUUUUACCUUAAGCUGCUUGACGUUCUCUGCGAGUGCGACGCGGUUGCCCAUGCGAUGAAUCUUGCCCUAAGGGCAAAGCUCCCGGGCGCCAUAGCCACGCGUCUCGAGCAGCAGCAGCAGCCGCCGCCGCCGCCGCCAGAGUUCAAAAAGCGAAGGGCGAACUCCUCUCUUCAAGGCAAUGGUGAGUGUGAACUGGAUGGUGCGGAGCUUUAUCGCGUGCUGGAGGCGUGUAAAGGGCUUUCGCACCUCACACGAGAGGAUGCAGAUAGGCUGGUGCGGAUUUUUUAUUUGGAUAGAUCGGGGAAGUUGUCACCUGCCGAGUUUGCGCAGGCGUGUGAGCUUCGCACCACCUUCUUCACGUCACGGCAACCAAGAUUUGCUGAACCCCGACGGAACGCUGUGCAGCAGUUCAUUUUUUGUAUGCAGCAGCUGGAGUAG